Messenger RNA from Laccaria bicolor S238N-H82, 261 nucleotides. RefSeq lists its product as uncharacterized. Lineage: Eukaryota; Fungi; Basidiomycota; Agaricomycetes; Agaricales; Hydnangiaceae. The transcript is spliced from 3 exons. The record is from RefSeq and is a predicted model, not a curated record. The coding region runs from base 1 to 261 and encodes 86 amino acids.
AUGCUGAACCUUGAUGGGCUUUCCACUCCACCACGACAACCCCUCUUUAAAUCUGAAGAUUUUUUGGAUGGAGGGACACAUGGAGCUGAACGCACAACUGCGAAUAACGCAACACAAGACACACUCAGACCGACAACAAGCCAUGCUAUUAUCCCACCCACCGCCGCAUGUCUCACAAGCGCCAAAGCCGCCGCAGACGCUGAACGACUCUGUGACGACGACAACGCCGUGUUUCUGCUCAUGGAUUCGAGAGAGAGUUGA